Molecule: messenger RNA, 1123 nt
Organism: Capsella rubella
Lineage: Eukaryota; Viridiplantae; Streptophyta; Magnoliopsida; Brassicales; Brassicaceae
Exons: 1
Coding region: 196-1035 (279 amino acids)
Source: RefSeq, a predicted model, not a curated record
GGUAGAUUUAAUAUAUAAAGGAAUAAGAAAAGAGAGGAACUUUUUUUGUUGUUGCUAGACGACCAUAGACGUGGCUGCCAAACACACUUUUUCCUAAAGCUUUAUAUAAAUCUUUCUGACAUCCUCUGUUUCUUCCCAUUCAAGCAACAGUCACUUUCCAUUUUUUUGCUUCCUCCUUCUUCUUUGCGAAUUAAGAUGGAACAUGAAGAAACACAGAAGAACACAGGAAGCAGAUGGUCACUGCUUCGACCAUUUCAAAUGAUCUCUGUUAGCCUUCUUAGUCUCCUUGUCCCUCUCUCUUUCCUCUUCCUUUCACGUCUCUCUAUCUCCUCCUCCUCAGCUCCAGUCACCGUUUCCGGCGUAUUCUCCCUUCUACACCAGGCUGAUGUCGGAGUCUUAUACACAAUCUUGUCACUUAUCGUCGUCUCCACUUUAAUCCACAAUCUCUCCGGAACACCAAAAUGCUCUGUUCUCCAUGCCCAUCUGUACAUCUGCUGGAUCAUUCUAUUCAUCGUCCAAGCUUGUGUCGCCUUCGGAAUAGAAGGAACCAUGAGCACGACCAUGUCUAUGAAUACAGACAAAAGCUUUUCUCUUGCUGCUCAAGAAAGGUGGGUUUUGGUUAGGGUUAUGUUCUUUUUGGGCCUACACGAAGUGACGCUGAUGUGGUUUAGAGUCGUGGUUAAACCGGUGGUUGAUGACACUGUCUUUGGGGUUUACGUAGAGGAGGAGAGAUGGUCGGAGAGAGCCGUCGUGGCCGUGACUUUCGGUCUGAUGUGGUGGUGGAGGCUGAGAGAUGAGGUUGAAAGUUUGGCGGUGGUUGCAGAGGUUAAGCGUAACCUUCUGAUUCGUUUGGAGGGUCUCGAUUUUGUAAACUGGUGGAUGUAUUACAUCUGUGUUGGAAUUGGUUUGGUUAAGAUCUUCAAAGGGUUUUUGUAUUUUGUGAAUAUGUUAAUUUUGACCGUCAAGAGGUCGAGAAAGUGCUGCGAAUCCUGUAUUGUUAUUGAUGAUGAUACGUGUAAUGAUGCUAAUGUGUAAGGGAUUUGAGAUAUUUAAACUCAAAACUCAACUGAAUAUUUUUGAGACUUUUUUUUUUUAUUUAAUUUAAAUUUUCUUCUUUCUUUGA